Stylophora pistillata is the source of this 2622-nucleotide messenger RNA. Its product is annotated as homeobox protein Nkx-2.5. Gene Ontology annotation, cellular component: nucleus. NCBI's taxonomy places the organism in Eukaryota, Metazoa, Cnidaria, Anthozoa, Scleractinia, Pocilloporidae. Gene Ontology annotation, biological process: regulation of transcription by RNA polymerase II; cell differentiation. Gene Ontology annotation, molecular function: DNA-binding transcription factor activity, RNA polymerase II-specific; RNA polymerase II cis-regulatory region sequence-specific DNA binding. The record is from RefSeq and is a predicted model, not a curated record.
GCCCCAAAGUAUAAGAAGUUUGGCUGCGAACCGCUUCGGAUCGAGCAUGACUGAAAUGCGACUGUGUUUGGGUUUGUAAUGGCACUCAUCUGAAAUCCAUGUCCGCAAUCGAUCGACCCUUCGACAUGACUUCGUUCUCCGUCAAGGACAUCCUUAAUCUACCAGAGACCGGGUUAUGCCCGUCUAAAAGCGAAACAACCCAUGAAUCGUCCUCAACCGAGAGUUAUCAUUGCCCUGGCGGAAACACUCAUUCUCCGUCAUGUGGCUCUGCAGUGUGUAAUCAAGGCCAAGAGUACUCCUAUACAAAUACACAUCCGAGCCCGACAGAAAGGCCUUCGACGUCCUCAGCGGGCUCCCAAGAAAUAUCUGAGCGAGAGGAAGCGUCCGAUGACUUGAACGAUCCGCCGAAAAAGCGGAAACGAAGAGUUCUAUUCACUAAGGCGCAAACUUAUGAACUCGAAAGAAGGUUUCGUCAGCAAAGGUACCUCUCCGCGCCGGAGCGCGAACAGCUCGCUAGAAUAAUCAAUUUGAGCCCGACGCAGGUGAAAAUUUGGUUCCAGAAUCAUCGAUACAAAUACAAGAAACAGAGUUUUGAAAAAGGAGUAAUGAAUGAGGGACCUCCAUUGUUCACUCCGAGAACUGUUCCUGUACCUGUGUUAGUGCGAGAUGGCCAGCCUUGUCAUGGUGCUUCGGUCAAUAGUUUUGGAUAUUUACGACACGAUCCUACAGACUACUAUCAUUUUCCUCCAGUAAGUUCGUCAUACAUUUCUCCUAGCAAUCCUUAUUGGAGCUGGUAGCGUGAGCAUACUUUGUACAACGCGUGUUGUGAGAAGAAUUCGUAGAACAAUGCAGAUCUCCUUGAAAUAAUCUGUCACGGAGAAUAGUACAAAGUCAAUUGUAAGCUUAUAAGCCAACAUUGAUUUCAAAAACCUACAAGGGCAAAGGAUCUCAUUAUUUAAAGAAUCUCACAAUAUUUUCCAGGUUUGAUGUUUUUAUUAGAUAUUCUUCAAGUUCUUUGAAGUUCUCUUUCGACAAACGCGCAGCAUAAGCUAUUUUCGUGUGAUAUAACAGCUGUUGUCUUUUACGUCUUAGAAAUGAUUUGAAAAGAUUUUCGUUUUUAUCCUUUAAAAAUUGCAAGUAACCAGAUUUUAUAGCAAGUGAUUUUGUAGCUGUUUCUUUUAAAUGAAAAUUUUUGAUUUCGUAGUUAUUUUUAUACUAUAAGUUGCUAGGCUGCUUGAAAAUUGUUCCUAAUGCUUUUAGUAAAUGCAUGUCUGAAAUUAUGAAGAUGGAGAUAAGAGCCCAUCAUUUUUCAGGAGAUAAUCCUUGGCAAGCUAAACUUAAAUUCUAAUUACAAAUCUUCUCGUUUUCACUAAAAUGCUAGUUAUUUGAGUUUGGCGUAAAUGUCGGCAGUAAUUAGCUAGUUUUCUUCGCCAAAGCAGCUUUUCGUUUCACUACACGAAUUGUCACAAAACAUUACAACCGCAAUGCUGGGCGCUCGCGAAUGAGUGAAUCAAAAUUGACAACGCAAUAUUUGGCAAACAACACGUCUCGUUCUACUUAAAGGAUUUUAUGAGAUGCUCUCUAACACUUUGACACACAAUUUUCGCACUUAACCCGGAGCCUGCUUUUGUGAAACCAAACAACCGGAGAAAUUCUCCCAUUAAGAGAUGAAAGUACCAGUUUUUGUUUUCAUUUCAAGGUGAAGAACGGGAAAGGGUUGUUACGGGCUUUGGUCGCAGUGUUAAAUGGACCAUGGAAUCUGCUCGUAAUUGAUUGUUGUUCAUGUUUACUCGAUGGAAAAAGAGGAGUGGUCAGUGUAAUUUCUUAGACUAGAUCUUUACCAAAUUGAAUCAACGCUAGUUUGCUUUCGGAUUAGCUCAAAAGAAAAUAGUGACAAUCGACAGACAACAUGAGCAAAUCGCUUCGAUAUCACAGAGUUUGACACAAUUAGAAUAAGUUAUGCAAUAUGAAACCUAUAGAACUUCCUUUACUGUGAAGUACAACCUACAUUGUACUGAAAGUUAAAGGCAAAAUUGGUGCUGUGCCUCGUUUUAUUGAAAGCUUCAAGUCGCAAAUUUAAAAAAAAAAACGAGAGAAUCGAAAAGAAAACAUCAUGAAUAAAACAUUACCCACUGUUUCACUUAUACCUCUUUGUUGAAAAGUGUUAAUAAAUUAGAGAAACAAAAACAUUAUGUUGGAAUGAUUUCGAGUGUUAGAAGCGGGAGUGCUAACGAAGAGCGAAUUUUCGAGCACUUGUUUUGUACUCGAGAGCAAUAUGUCAAACUUAUUCGACUUUUCAAAAAGGUUUUCACGCUUUCGUGGUCAAGAGUAGCUUUGGCGACGAUGGAAAAAAGACAGAUACAGUUGUGUAAGACAGUUCUAGGUUCGAAUUUUUAAGUGUGAGAUUAAAAAAUUUUCUGCCUCUUCAGUCUCUACGUUAUUAUAAUUUCAUUUCACAUCACAGAAACUAAUACUUUCACGGACACGAUAACCGCCGCGCGCAGUGCGUGUACAAAUGAACAAAGUCGUAUUUAUUUUAUUUAAUUUAUCUCAGUUAUAGCUGACUACUUUAAGUAAUGGAACACAAUUAAACAUUUGAAAUAAAACGAAAAAUGAAAGCUC